GAAAAUAUAAUGAAAUAAUUACUAUUAACGAUUUAUAAUUAAUAGAAAUUGGAUAAUUAAGCUCAAUUAAUGAACGGAAAGGAAUCACUGAAAGUUAAUCAUUUGCGUGGUUGUGAAACUCAUCGAUUUAAAAUCAAUAUCGUUUCCAAUUAAAACCAACAAAGAAUUGAUAUCAAGUCAUAUUAAGACCAAUUUAAGAUAUUCACCGAAAUGGUUCAGAUGAGAUUAUGAACAUUGUAUUAUCAACAAUUAAAAGUAUUAUUAAUAAAAUGUUACCAAUAAUCAAAAUGAUCUACGAAAAUAUUACGACGAAAAGAUCACUUGUUAAAAAGUGUCAACCUCAAGAUUUAAUUGUCGCUUUUGAGAAACUUAAAUCAAUCGAAAGAUCAAAGUUUAUCAUCAACAAAUCGACGACUUCUAAAUUUCAACGAUUCAUGUGCUACUUUAUACUAAUUAUGAAUAAUAUUUUUCUCUCUCGGUGGUUGAUUCUAAGCCUGACGAACAAUAAAACUUUACAAUUUAUUCUCGGCGAUAAUUACACUAACCUGAGAGAACGAGCAUUCAUCAAUGUGAUGAUUUACAUCGCGAGUUAUCAAGGAAUGAUAAUGAGUUUUUACGUCAUUUGGCUCAACAAUUUCGUCGACAAGCCUUUCAUCAGCGUACUAAAAGACUAUGUCGAAGGAGUUAAAAGUUCGAGAAAAGUUUUCCACCUUUCAGACGAUCAUGAUUAUCUCUUUCGCAAAUGGUACACCAAUGGAAUCAGAAUUUAUCUCAUCUAUUCAUAUGGAUUCAUGUUCUACGAUUGUUUCCUUGAUAUCAUGAUAAUCGUGACAGAGCAGAAGGAUUUUGCAGCCAUGUUCGUUCAGAUAAUGUUAUUGUGUAUGAUUACUUUUAGUAUGCACUUCUCUUCAUUCAGUAAUAAUUGGUUCAUGUUUCAUUGGUUGAUAACUGUGCUAUUUACUUAUUGUCGGGUGGCUUCAUUCACGACCGAGUUUACCAAGCGGUUGUUAUGUUUACAAGAUCAGAAAAUAUUCAUUCUCGAACUGCAAAAGUUCAGCAAUUGGUUGGAUUCAUUUAAUCGGCAAAUCAAUCCACCGACUUUAUUCAACUUCUCUUAUACAUCUUUUUUUACCGUUGUUAUUGUUUAUUAUGGUUCGCAACACAAUUUCUCAAAUGCUGGAGUAAAUAUGAUGUUUCGAGGAGCGAGUAUUAUAUGUAUAACAUUUUUCUCGACCUUUUGUUUUUUAGCUUCGUUCAUCCCUCGAAAAGGGAAAAGAAUCCAUAUCAUGACCUACAACCUGUGUAAAUGUAAAACUAAAGACGUGCCAUUCAUGUUAAAGAGACUUGAAAUUCUGGAUCGAUUUUCAUAUCGAAACAUUGGUUUAUAUUUAAACGAAGGUACCUUGAUAUGUAACCAUUUCUCUAUUAUCUUCUUAAUGGAAUGUGUUACUUUGUAUCUACUAAUGUAUGCGAAUUUAAAUAGAUGAACAAUUAAAAGAUUGUGUGUGACCUUUGGCCGUUAACUGUUGACGAUUGUUCAUCAAUAAUCAUCAAUAAUGAUGGAAAACACGA
Messenger RNA from Panonychus citri (citrus red mite), 1572 nucleotides. RefSeq lists its product as uncharacterized. The coding region runs from base 228 to 1487 and encodes 419 amino acids. The transcript is spliced from 4 exons. Lineage: Eukaryota; Metazoa; Arthropoda; Arachnida; Trombidiformes; Tetranychidae. The record is from RefSeq and is a predicted model, not a curated record.